Messenger RNA from Prosopis cineraria, 1028 nucleotides. Its product is annotated as ras-related protein RABA5e-like. NCBI's taxonomy places the organism in Eukaryota, Viridiplantae, Streptophyta, Magnoliopsida, Fabales, Fabaceae. The record is from RefSeq and is a predicted model, not a curated record. Bases 120 to 782 code for a protein of 220 amino acids. The transcript is spliced from 3 exons. Gene Ontology annotation, cellular component: endosome. Gene Ontology annotation, molecular function: GTPase activity; GTP binding.
CAUGCCAGCUUGGUGCUUCGUCACUUGCAGUCACGCCCUCCAUAGCAGUUCCAUAAAUCUCUCGUUCUCUCUCUGUGUAUCUCUGUAGCUUGAGCCUCUUCGUGCUGCUGCGGAGCAUUAUGUCGUCGGACGAGGAGGACGGUGAAGAUUACCUCUUCAAGAUCGUCAUCAUCGGGGACUCUGCUGUCGGCAAAUCCAACCUGCUGUCUCGCUAUGCUCGCAACGAGUUCAACAUGCAUUCCAAGGCCACCAUCGGCGUCGAGUUUCAGACUCAGAGCAUGGAAAUCGACGGCAAGGAAGUCAAGGCUCAGAUUUGGGACACUGCCGGCCAAGAGCGCUUCCGUGCUGUCACCUCCGCCUACUACAGAGGUGCUGUCGGUGCUCUUAUUGUCUACGAUAUUAGCCGGAGAACCACUUUCGACAGCGUUGGUCGCUGGCUCGAUGAGCUCAAAACUCACUGCGACACAACAGUGGCAUGGAUGCUUGUGGGCAACAAAUGUGACUUAGAGAAUAUUAGAAAUGUGAGUGUUGAGGAAGGCAAAAGUUUAGCAGAAGCAGAAGGUCUAUUUUUCAUGGAAACAUCUGCAUUAGACUCAACAAAUGUUAAGACUGCUUUUGAGAUGGUUAUUAGAGAGAUUUACAACAAUGUGAGCAGGAAGGUCCUCAAUUCAGAUACUUACAAAUCAGAGCUAUCUGUCAAUAGAGUAAGCCUCGUCAACAAUAACGGGGCCGCUGAUUCAAAGCAGACCAAAAGUUACAUGUCUUCUUGUUGUUCCAGAUGACCACCACCAUUGUCAUGGCCCAACUAGUGAACAGAUUCUGUCUUAUUACAUGGAUGCGUCAAAGGACUAUCCACAUUACCGACAAAAGCACACUAGAAAAUAUCAGAGCCAGAGACGUGCUGGAAUUUUUCAUCCUCAAAGUUUUAUUUAUUUAUUUAUAUUUUUUUGGAAUUAUUUUGAUCCUUGCAUGUAAGUAAACAUGUACAGACAAAGACAAGCAUUUGCCUACACCGUGACUCUUCAGCA